GGGGGGGAACCCUGGCACCCUGGGGAGAUUGGGCUACUCUGUGGGAGGCCCUGCAAAGUGGGGAAAAGUCUGGUCUGUUGUAGGAAAAUGGUGGAUGCCUCUAACUGAGGCCCAACCUUGGAAUGUUUGCUACAGGCCCGAGAUUGCCCAUCAGGCGCUUGAGGCUCUUCUGGAUGUCGGAUGCCUCGCUGCCCGACAUCCUGGCGCCAGAGACUGGGGGUAGGGUGGGGUAAGACGGGGAGUGUCAGCUUCAACUCUCCUGUCCGAACAGAUUCAUCUUAAAACAUCACGGAGAACACCGGGUUAGAGUUCAUUCAGUGAAGUUAAUAAAGCAAAGUAUUGUAGUGCUCAAUAGUUGCUGCAUGAUGAAUUAUUUGAACUGGACUCAAGAUGAGUCUUGAAGGACGUGUAAGCCCGGCGGUGAAGUGGAGGUCUAGCGCCAAGUCCCAGAGGCUUGAGGAGACAAGCUAGGUCGGAGAAAGAGGGGGAGCUGAGUUUGGCUGGCUCUGAGAGCGCCAGCGGCCGUGCGAAGUUGGAACCACCACGCGGUGGCCUGAGCCCAGGGCCAGGGGCAGACGGAAGACGGCGUCGGGGUAUUCACCCGUCCUCGGAGUGCGCGAAGAAGGGCCCCGGGACCCCCGCGAGGCUGGACUGCCCCUCCCCCUCCCCUUCCGGGGGCGGGACAAAUCAGACCCCGCCCACCUAAAGGUGGCUCGGGGCUCGGCCCUCUCAGCGUCCCGCUGGAAGGAACCUUAGGGGCAAACAGGCACCAUGAGCCAGGACACAGAGGUGGACCUGAAGGAGGUGGAGCUGAACGAGCUGGAGCCCGAGAAGCAGCCGAUGAACGCGCCGUCCGGGGCGGCCAUGGCCGUGGUUGUGGCGGGCGGCGCCGAGAAGAACGGUCUGGUGAAGAUCAAGGUGGCCGACGACGAGGCGGAGGCAGCGGCCGCGGCCAAGUUCACCGGCCUGUCCAAAGAGGAGCUGCUGAAGGUGGCGGGCAGCCCCGUCUGGGUGCGCACCCGCUGGGCGCUCCUGGUGCUCUUCUGGCUCGGCUGGCUCGGCAUGCUGGCCGGCGCCGUAGUCAUCAUCGUGCGGGCCCCGCGCUGCCGCGAGCUGCCGGCGCAGAGCUGGUGGCACAAGGGCGCCCUCUACCGCAUCGGCGACCUUCAGGCCUUCCAGGGCCCCGGGGGGGGCGACCUAGCGGGCCUAAAGGGGCGCCUCGAUUACCUGAGCUCCCUGAAGGUGAAGGGCUUUGUGCUGGGCCCAAUUCACAAGAACCAGAAGGAUGACCUCGCGGGGACCAACUUGGAACAGAUCGACCCCACUUUUGGUUCCAAGGAAGAUUUUGACAAUCUCUUGCAGUCGGCCAAGAAAAAGAGUAUCCGGGUCAUUCUGGACCUCACUCCCAACUACAGGGGCCAGAACUCGUGGUUCCUCCCCUCGGAGAUUAACUCUGUGGCUGCCAAGAUGAAGGAUGCUCUGAGUUUUUGGCUGCAGGCCGGUGUAGAUGGGUUCCAGGUUCGGAACAUAGAGAAUCUGACGAAUGCACCUUUGUUCUUGGCCGAUUGGCAGAACAUGACCAAGAGCUUCAGUGAAGAUAGGCUCUUGAUUGCAGGGACCGAGUUCUCUGACCUUCAGCAGAUCCUGAGCCUCCUUGGCUCCACCAAGGACCUGUUGUUGACGAGCUCGUACCUGGCAAGCUCUGGUUUCACCGGGGAGCGCACAGAGCUCCUUGUCACCCAGUAUUUGAAUGCCACUGAGCAUCGCUGGUGCGGCUGGAGUUUGUCUCAGGCGGGAUUCCUGACUGCCCUCGUGCCGGCUCAUCUCCUCCGCCUCUACCAGCUGUUACUCUUCUCCCUGCCCGGCACCCCGGUUUUCAGCUACGGAGAUGAGAUCGGCCUGGAGGUAGCUGCCCUGCCUGGCCUGCCUGCGAAGGCUCCGUUCAUGCUCUGGGAUGAAUCCAGCUUCCCCAACACCUCAGGACGUGGAAGUACCAACAUGACCGUAAAGGGCCAGAAUGAAGACACUGGUUCUCUCCUCUCCCUGUUCCGGAGGCUGAGCGAUCAGCGAGGCAAGGAGCGUUCUUUGCUCCACGGAGACUUCCACGUGCUCUCCUCGGGGCCCGACCUCUUCGCCUACAUCCGCCACUGGGACCAGAACGAGCGAUUCCUGGUAGUGCUCAACUUCGGGGAUACAGGCCAGCCUGCCAGGUUGGGGGCCUCCAGUGUGCCAGCCACUGCCAGUCUGCCGGCCACCGUCGAUCUGCUGCUCAGCACCGAUCUAGGCCGCGAGGAGGGUGUGUCUCUGGAGCUGGAACACCUCAACCUAAAGCCCUACGAGGGGCUGUUACUCCGCUUCCCCUACGUGGCCUGACAGGACCCACCACCCUUCCCCUCCCCAGGCCCUUUGGGUCCUGGUUUCUUUUCCUUUUUUUUUUUUUUUUUUUACUGCCACAGAUUACAGAUGAAACCCCAGAUAAAGUGUGUUCUGGCUUCAAAUAAAAGUCACUCCCGCCUGGUGA
Leptonychotes weddellii (Weddell seal) is the source of this 2521-nucleotide messenger RNA. It is a transcript of the gene SLC3A2, whose product is annotated as solute carrier family 3 member 2. The record is from RefSeq and is a predicted model, not a curated record. NCBI's taxonomy places the organism in Eukaryota, Metazoa, Chordata, Mammalia, Carnivora, Phocidae. Gene Ontology annotation, molecular function: L-alanine transmembrane transporter activity; L-leucine transmembrane transporter activity; aromatic amino acid transmembrane transporter activity. Gene Ontology annotation, biological process: L-leucine import across plasma membrane; phenylalanine transport; L-alanine import across plasma membrane. Gene Ontology annotation, cellular component: apical plasma membrane; basolateral plasma membrane.